Messenger RNA from Hippocampus comes (tiger tail seahorse), 3353 nucleotides. It is a transcript of the gene aste1b, whose product is annotated as asteroid homolog 1b. The transcript is spliced from 10 exons. The record is from RefSeq and is a predicted model, not a curated record. Gene Ontology annotation, molecular function: nuclease activity. NCBI's taxonomy places the organism in Eukaryota, Metazoa, Chordata, Actinopteri, Syngnathiformes, Syngnathidae. Bases 188 to 2308 code for a protein of 706 amino acids.
GUAACCAGGAAGAAGAAAUCGAAGAAAAGGGAGAAGUGUCAAAAGCAAGCCAGGAAAAUACAACGCACGGACAACAAAUCAAGUUUUAAAGUAGACUAGAUGAGAAGCUCUGGAGUUUAUAUUCUAUUCGUGAAAGGCGUGAAUUCGGGGCAGAUUCAACCCACGGAGGUAAAGAGCCUGAGAUCCCAUGGGCGUUCAUGGUCUUACUACCUUUGUGGAAGGAAACCGACAUUUCCUUUUUGAUGUGAAAUUCAAAGACAGCCGACUGCUUGUCGACGGCAGCAGUUUGUAUUUCCAUCUCUACUUGAAACACGGUUUGGACCGACAGCAUGGAGGCGAUUAUGAUGCCUUUGCAACACUGGUCCUUGAGUUUCUCUCUGCCCUGCAGGCCUGUAAUAUUGAACCAUAUGUGGUUCUGGAUGGAGGGAUUGACCCCAGCAACAAGAAGUUUGGCACUCUGCAGCAGCGUCUGCAGUCCAGAGUUAGGGAAGCAGAGAAUAUGUCUCAAGGCCGCAAUGGCUCAGUUCUCCCUAUCCUUACACGGCAGGUCUUCGUUGAGGUCCUAAAUCAGAGGAAGGUCUCCCUGGUCCAGAGUCUUGCUGAGGCUGACUGGGACAUUGCCUGUCUGGCUCACCAAUGGAGGUGCCCAGUUCUGAGCAACGACAGUGAUUUUUUUAUUUUUGACCUUCCAGGUGGAUACCUGCCCCUGCAGUUUUUCAACUGGACCAACCUUAAUGGUAAAGCGUCUCACUGCUACAUCCCAGCUCGGUGCUACACCACUCAGGGUCUCUGCCGUUUUUAUGGAGGAAUGAAUCCGGAGUUACUGCCUCUCUGUGCUGUUCUGGCUGGUAAUGACUAUGGCACUCCAAAAGAAGCUGAAAGACUCCUGCAUUUGGUCGAUAGAAGAACUGGCGGCCAGGGGAACACUAAAUCGCCCUUUUCCCGAAUUGACGUCCUGCUUCGUUGGCUGUCCUCUUUCCCAAGUUCAGUGCAGGCACUGGCGGAAGUGAAGAGGCUCAUGGGAGCGAACGGCGGCGGUGGGCUCAGUUCACAGCUGAAGGCGCUUAUGAAGGAGUAUCAUGUGACCCCUCAAAGCCCCCUGACUUGUUGGUUCACUGAACGCAAGGUUCCAGAUGAGCAUAAUCGAACGUUACCGAAGGGCUUGUCGGGGGCUGCAACAGAAGGACAUCUGGCUCCCCUGGUGAUUGAUGCUUUGGUUCUGCGCAGGGUGCUCCUCAAUCCACAGGUGGAGAACAGCAGGCAACCAAGCAGCCACUGUUGCGCCACAACUAUACGCCAGGCCAUAUAUGGGAUAUUACUGCUCGAAGGGAGGCCGACGCCUCCUGAUAGCUCCCAGCCCUUGAAAUUACCCGAGAGUUUUACCCAGAGUGGUGGGAGAGCUCAAUGGGGCCAAGCGCACGGUCCAGCUGCCGUACUAGACACCCGGCAAGUCUCCUCCGCCCCCGUCCGUGUGGAGGAAUGGGAUCGGCUUCACCUCAAUCUGAAGAGAAACCAAGUGGAGGCACUGCGGCUAAAAUCCCAUUUCCAUGUGGAUACCCUCAGCGUGGUCCCCGGAACGCGUCGUCGCAAUGCCCUAUUUGAAGUCUUGCGGGUCAAUCCGUCUGCCUUGGCUCAUGUUCCUGCCAGCAUGUGUCUGCCCGUGGCGGUGACAAGCUUCUGGCUGCGGGAGGCCGCGCCGAAGCCUUCACAGCUUCAGCUCCAGGCCUUAAUCGUGGGAAUGGUUUACGGAGAGCUGGUUUUGAUGCAGCAGACCGGAGUUGUGUACUACCAAAUUCCCGUCCCGAAGGAUAAUUGGACCGAGCGCGGUUUGAUUCAUCGGCUGGAUCAAAAUCGUUUGUCUUCGAGAAACGGCAUGGACGUCGCAGCGGCUCACAGUUUCGCCCAAUGGCAGGCCUGCCUCUGGAGUGCGCAGUGUCUGAAUCAGUUAUUGCUGAUGCCGAUGAAUGAAGUCCGCUUCUCACAUUUGUUCAGCGGUACCAUGGUGCACGGCGUUCUCAACCUCCUAAAAAAAGGUGAAACGGUAGAUCGUGUGCUGCCCAAGUUUUCCUACGACGUUUACAGCGUCCUGCUACAUGCCGUGAAGAACUGCGGCUACAAGCCGCAGCCUUCCUCUGCGAGAGGCGGCGCCGGGCGAGGCGCUGAGCGGGGAAGAAGAGGAAGAGGAAGAGGAGCAGCGGGAGAACGGAGAGGAAGGGGACGAGGAAGGCGAGGAGGGGUAGACGGGAUCAGCAACCGCUUUGCUGUUUUAGAAAUCAAGGCAGCCUCUCUUGCAGCCCUGUCCACCUGAACUAAAUGGAGCCGAAUCCGCCAGGCUAACACGACCAGUACAUGGCGACGUGCAGCAGAACGGCAGACUGGUGAUGAAGCGGGUGUGCGUGCCGGAACUGGAUUUGAGGUUUUCCGACGUGGCCGAGACCUUCAAUGAGCUGCAAGAACGUUAUGAGAACAUGCUUCUCCACAUUCGAAACCUGCAAAAGAGUUGCGGCUGCGCACACAACGAUCACCUGACGAUAUCCGAAUGCCUGGCCAAGAUCAGAGAAGAACACAGAGACAAAUGCAAGGUCUCACUCAGGAUGAAGGGCUACGACUUCUCCCUCUCUGUGGUUCCCGUGGAUUCACAUGGAGCAGAUAAUGAGACUUUAUUUCCUCCCGCUCUGCGGUUCGCUCAAGAAGAGCUGAAGUGCACUUCUGAGAACACCAAGGCCGCCGUAUCGAAAGGUGCAAUCCUUCAAGAGCUGAUUGGCUGGCUACUUCGGAGCCAGGUUCAAAUUGCCGAACAGGUGAAGAGGGUCACGGCGACUUACCAGGACCAAGGGAGACUUCAUGAGAAUCUGGAAAAGAACAUGAAGGAAGUCAGGAGGGCCAAGGAGUUGUCAGUGAAAUACAGACAACAUGCUGAAGAGGUCCUAACUGAGGCAGCUCGGGUAGCAGGUGCUCCUCUGUAGUUCUUUCACAUUUUUUAACUGAAUUCACUGACCGUCAACUUUUAUACAAGUCAGAUAUUGUAUCAAUGCUGGUCUGAUCGUUGGGGAGGGAGGGAUCUAAAACAUGCAGGACAGCGGUCCACGAGGACGGGAAUUUGACACCUGUGCCUUAAAGCAAUGGAUAUUUGCCCACUAACGCCGACGCAACACAUGUAGACACGCAGUAUAACAAAGCUAACUAACAGGCACAUAUGAUUUAGCCUCUGUGAUGAACGACACAUAUUACCGCCGUACUGAGAAGCCUAGAGAGGGAGCUAAGUCUCCAGGCCAGUAUCUUUAUGCCUGUUUGUUCAGCUGGGCAAGGCUGCCUCACCAGAAUGAGCAGCACAAUGUGCACUGAAAAAGAAA